Molecule: messenger RNA, 10388 nt
Organism: Lymnaea stagnalis (great pond snail)
Lineage: Eukaryota; Metazoa; Mollusca; Gastropoda; Lymnaeidae
Source: the annotation of a GenBank genome assembly
ACUCUGUAUCGAGUAUAAUAAUCGUCCUGCACCAUAAAAGACGUGUAUCCAGUGACUCAUGAACUAUUAACCGGUAGUUUUCCCAUUACAUUAUAAUCAUUACAAGUUCGUAACCAAAAUAGAGGUGUGCUUUCAUUUCAACUUGAGAAACUGAGUUGGGGGGAAAACUGAUCUAUUAGCAAAAAUAACAACGAGCACAAUGGCAGAUUUGGACGCAGUAAGUGUUUAUUUUUCAAAAUUUUUCAUGAUAUAUUAUAUAUUAAUUUUAUGAUAAUAAGUAAAUUAUUAUAUUAUCAUAUUUACAACAUUCACACUUCAAAGUAUUUCGACAUAAUAAUAUUAAUAGUAUCCUUAUGACUUAUGAGGCCUAAUGCCUAAUAGUAAUGCUUAUACUUAUCUGAAAUUAUCACAAUCAAUGGAAUGUAGGCUAUGCCAUCAUUGGCAUUGGUCAACUUAUGCUUUAUUUAUUUUAUAAUGGUAAAAGUGCAGUUCAGGUGCGUAUAUUAUUUCUUAACGCAUUUCGUAUUUUAAAAAUUUUUUAUCAUGUUAACUUACGUGUAUUCUUUAAUUAUUAAAUACAGGCAUUUAACUAAUUCUGAAUUAUAAGUCACAUCUUUUCUUUUUAUUUUACUUCUAAAGAGUCUUUAACCAUCCCCCAACCAAAGUGAGACGGCCCCAUUUGUUUGUAUUUUUCUUUUCACCCUAUGCCAGAUUUUUUAGCCACCUAUAAGUUAGUAUGCUAAACGAAAUUUUCAAACUUUAAGCAUGUUCACAAAAAAGAAUGAAAUACUAGAUUUUUCUUUUUCAUUACGCACAAGCCCCCCCCCCCCACCCCACAUUAUUUUUUUCAUCUCAGAGCGCUCGGGAUAUAGGGGUUGUCCUUUGAAGUCGGGUGGGGGGGGGGGGAUUAGAAGAGGAUCACUGACUAAGGCAGUGGACACACACGUCAUCAUUGUCCUGGACCUGGAGGGAAGCUGAAAAAAGAAAAGGAGGGGGGGGGGUGCACGAAUCCGUGCCAAUGUGUGAUCACAUGUCCACUUUGAAAAAAAUAUAUUUGUGACGUUGCACAAAUGGGGGAAAUCGGAAUGAUAGCGUUGGGUCAUUUUGAUAGUCAUCUCAUCCUGAAGGCUGCUAAUACGGUGUCCGUGAUUGGUCAGCUCUAAUUUGACUACCCCUCUCUUUUUUCGUAUGCAAAUGCUCUUAUUAAUGGUGACUGAUUUGCGCUGAGUAAAGUGAGGGCUAGUGAUUAAUUUUUUUAUAUUAUAAGACGGACUCGUUUUGGCUUUGCGGUAUUGCUGGUUGUAGGAUCAUUUUGUUUAAAAUGGCAGGACGACCAAGAAACAAUAACUAAAAUUGUUGAUGCAACAGGCAUUUUAAAUGGUGCAGCAUUUGGUUUAAACGCGCACCUUGUGGGGCAACAAAUAACGUUAAUACAACUGGCAUUUCUCCUAAGGCGCUCGUAACAAUUGCAAUGUGGCUUGUAAGCUGGGUUCGUAUGUCAAGUAUGUGAGCUGCCUAUAAUUACCGGGAUCUGCAUAUCACCCCAAACGGGAUCUCACCGUAACCGGUAUCCCACCGGGAUUGGUAACCCACUGGAUCGGGAUCCCACCGGGAUCAGGAUCUCACUUGGAUCAAAAUCCUAUCGGGAUCGGAAUCUCACCGAAACGGGAUCCCACCGGAAUCGGGAUCCCACCGGGUUGGGAUCUCAUUUAGUUUGGGAUCUCAUUUAAUUUGGGAUACCACCAUGGGAUCCCAUCAUGAUCCUUCCGGGUGCCAUCGAAAACGGGAAAAACGAAAAGUUUACAUAAGUUAUUUUAAGUGCUUUUAUAGGAGACAAAUUAAUUAUUAUUUUUUUUUACUAUAGUGUUGUUGUUUUGUUGUUGACAUUUCCUUUAAUAGCAAUGUGAACUAAAAGGACGUAGCAGAUGGUUUUUUCUGAAUGCAGCCCCGGGCAACUCCGGUUAUAGUUGAUAGUAAAGUUAUAAAAUAAAUACAUCAUUUAUUUUAACUAGAUUCAUCCUAUUGGGCAACUUUUAUAAAGUAUCUUUAAAGACAGAAGAGUUAUCCUUGAUUUGCCACAACGGCUCCGUAAAACACGAAAGAUUCAUAAAAAUGUAUUUUUUUUAUCUCGUAAAAUUUGUUAAAUUGUUGUUGUAUUCCAAUAAAAAGAUGGUAUAAAACUUUUAAAAUACUUUUUAUAAAGAAUUAACAUAAAUUUACACGGUAAAAUAAGAGAUUCAAACAGAAAUAAUAUACGCACCUGAACUGCACUUUUACCCUUAUAAUUUACUUCAUCUACUUUAGCGGAGUAAAUUAAAUGCAAAUCGCGUUUUGUUUUAAAGUUGACUUUUUAAUAAAUGAAAUGAUCAACCCAUCUCAUUAUUAAAUAUUAAAAGUAAAAUACCAUCUUUUUGUUCCAAUAAAAUAUAAAAUAAUAAAACCAUGCCAUUGAAUAUUAUUAAAAAAUGGGAAGCGUUAUCCACACAGCUCUGCGAAUAAUGUUGAGCGUUAUCGACAGACCUAAAUCUUCGAAUAAUGCAGAGCGUUAUUGUUAGACAGACAUUUUAUCAUAAUUACGCAAAUUUCUAGAAAUAAUUAGGAUCACAUUCCAAGCUGGGGUUGGGGUGGAGUUUUAAGUAGUGUAGGAUCUAUCGAUCUUUAAUGAGUAUGGCAUAAACACAUUUCAAAACCGAAGCUAUGCACAAAUUAAAUUUAAAAAAUUUAAAAGGCAUUAAAUUUAAAAAAUUUAAUAGGCCUAACUAUAGCCUAUAUAUUGGAUGUAGGACAAUUAAUUGUGCCCACAUCUGCUCUGUUAGGGGCCAACAUAGGGUCUAUUCGACCUAUAGAGUGUUACUAAUAUAUCCAUUCAAAUCUCCUAGACAUAAGAAAUAACAGUAAUAAAAAUGGUACCAGUAUUCUUCAUGUAGGUUCACAUUCACCCACUUUAGAGAGGUCUUAAAAUGAUGUCAAAGCUUGAUAGGGUAUCGUUUAGUUUUUUUAAAGCCCUAUGAUAUAUCACCUAGUCCAGAAAUGUUCUGUCAGAAAUAGUUGCAGGGCCAUGCUGUGCAACAGUGUUAUGAUGCAGAGAGGUGGCUGCAUCAGGCAGCCAUGUGAGAGAUGGGGAGGGGCAAAUAGGCCCUACAUCGAUAAUAACAGAAUCUAAUACUGUUAAAGUUUAAGGCUAGUAUUUUUUCCUGAUACUUGAGGGUGUCCCUUAGUCAACCCAGCUCUGGCAAUAGCUGGUAAAAAGUAAAGGUGGCUGGUUAUUGCGCUGGCCAUACACUCAAACUUGUAAACGCUGCUUCAAUAGGCCCAUGGGUAGGCCAAUAUGAUCUGAAGGAGAACUUUACUUCCCCAAGAGUCGCAAUGCAUCCUAUGACCAGCAAGGUUCCAAAUAAUUUUUUUAUGCUUUUUUUAUAUUUAGACCAAUAGUUACACCAGUGGCAGUAUUGCUUUUUAUAUUUAGACCAAUAGUUACAACAGUAGCAGUAUUGCUUUUUAUAUUUAGGCCCAUAGCUACAAUAGUAGCAGUAUGGCUUUUUGUUUCAAAUUAUCAACAUUUUUUUACAAGAGCUAAAAUUGUUGAUGUCACUGAUAUGCUUUAAGUAUGUUCAUUUCAUUGUCAUUACUAAGUGUUAUUUCAACUAUUCUGGAGCGGCAUAUUGUAUCCAUACUUAUGAUACAAUUUAGAAACUACCACUAAACAAUUAAAACAUGAAAUAUUUUUUUAGAUAAACAUUAAUACAUAACUCUGAGAUAUAAAAAAUUUGAAUAAGUAAGUUGUUAAUGUUUAUUUGUUUAUUAGAGAACAAAACAAAUGGAUGUUAAAGUCUAUGGAUGGAAGUAUACAAAGAAAAUUAAACAGUCAAAAGAGCUUAAAGUAUAUCACAAUGUACAGUUAGAACAGCUGUAUCUGGCUGAAACAUUGUUUAUGCAGCUAAUCUGCAUGUCCAUGUUGUUUAAAGUUUUUUGACGAAACUUGAAUAAACAUUCUAACAAAAUAGAUUGAAACUAGAAUUUUGAAUACCUACGUUGUCGGACAGAAUGAAAAGUAUAAUAAAAUUGUAUAAAUAAAAAGUAUAAUAAAACUAUAUGAAAAUAAUAAUAAUAAUGAUAGUAAAACUAUGUGAACAGAAUAAUAAAGCUAUAAUAUAACAAUACGAAAAUAACUUUAAAAUAUUUUUUUAAAAAAAUAUUUAUUUGUAAAAAGUAGUUUCCCCGGCGGGGAAUCGAACCCCGAUCUUCCAGGUAACAGCCGGAGAUACUUACCACCAUACUACCAAGCAGAUAUCUGCAAGCGAACUUUGUAUUUUAUAUUCAUAAUUUAAUUUAUCAUAUUCUGCGAAUAAUGCCGAGCGUUAUCGGCAGACCCAAAUCUACGAAUAACUGCGAGCGUUAUCGGCACAGCUCUGUGAAUAAUCACUUCGAAAAAAAAAUUGUACGAGAUAAAAAAAGUACAUUUCAUGCAACUUUUGUCAUUCACAUCGCCAUUGUGAGGCGUCAUCAGGUGGCACAUUUUCUAUAAUAUAUCCUGGGGCUGUAGUAGUUUCAGGUUUGACAAGAAUGCCAAAUGACAUAGGAGAGAAAAGGGUGCACCACCAAAACCCCAGAGUAAAACAGCUCAAAGACUGACCUAUGCUGCUAUGCUUAGAUUAGGGUGACCCUAAUCAUGAACUGGAAAAAACGGUUUGGGUGGAUACCCUCUAGCUAAAGAGGGGUCUGGGGUCCUCCGCCGAAAACUGUUUAUUUAAAUAUGCUCAUUUCAACCUUUUUGAGACCCAGAAAUCUUUUUAAAUUUACCUUCACUAUUGUAAUUUAAUUUAAACUCUGAGGCAUAUUAUAAACGAAAACAAUAAUUUUGCAGUGAAUAAUUAUUUAUUUAUACAUAUUUUACAACAUCAUAUCUAUGGCAAGGACACUCGUUUACGCAGCGUUGGCAGAGUGGUGGAGGGGGAACAGUGCAGCCGUCACGCGAGACCACAUCACUACUGGCACUGGCUACACAGCUAGCCAAAAUAUUACUUGAAGUUAUAUUAUAAAUUAGGAAGUUUUAGUUAUUUGAAAAUGUGUUUGGUUUUAGAAACGGGACAUGUAGGCGACCCGAGAGACUUUUUCGGGACACCGGGUACGAUCGUAAAAAAACGGGACAAUCCCAUUUGUACGGGACGUUUGAUCACCCUAGCUUAGAUGGAUAGACUAUAGACAAUUUUCAAUGUAGAAAAAGAUCUACAGUAGCUGGGAAUACAUGGAAAAGAAAAGCAUCAGUAAGAUCUGAGUGGAAGAAAGCGGUGAGGCAGCGCCAAAGCCCUACAUUGACUGUAAGGCCACAGGGAUGGAUGUAGUUUCAGGCUCUGCCCUCGGCAUCGCUAACAGUCCUGCUUGGAUUAAUGACAUCACACAACUAGUUCUUUUGUUUUUUGUUGUGGUUGGGGGGGGGGGGGGGGUGAAGAGACAAUGUUUGAUAAAAGUGUAUAAUUUUUGUUACAAAUUUGUGACUACUUCAUUAUCAUUAAAUAGUUGGUGAUUUCAUAAAGGCAAAAAGAGGGCAAAAAAUGAAAUAUACUGCCAUAUGGAAGUGAACACCAGAGCAAACAGAUUACAAAUAAAGCAAAAUGAGUCCGUCCUACCGCAUAUAAUUUCUAACAAUGUCUCCCAAUGUUAACUCGAGGCAAAGUCAACUUGGGUGUCCACUAACUAGUUAAGACCCGCCUAUCAAAUUAGAACUGACCAACUACAAACCUCUUACACCCCUUAUUUGCCUACUAUGAGUUGACCUACAACUGCCAAAAGAAAUCUUUUUCACUUGCAUAUGAAAGGGGCUUUGGAGGAUUUGAAACUGAUAAGGAUUUUAAAUUAAUUUUAUCUUGAUAUGGAUAUAAAAAAAAAAGAAAACGAAUCAAGAUUUCUUUAAAAAUAAAUAAAUAGAAAAUGGUCAUACAAUAAGUCGCUUUGACAUGGCUGUGAGGAACUGUUGCUUCAUAAAGCAAGAAAGACUUGGUUCACUAAAUAAAUCCAAAACUGUUUAUUUCCAUUUGCUAUGACAACAGCAGUUGAUAGGAACACAUUUGCCAUUCAUGUCAUGUUAGAGAGGAAGAGAAAUUAAUAAAGAUCCCAUGAAAAGAAGUUGAAAGUAACUAUAAAUAUAAUGACUUGAUUGGUGUAGCUCCAUAUACACGAUCUCAACACUAACCAUUAAAUCAGUAAACAACAGGAACAGUUUCAAAAGCUUUGCAAAUAGGGGUCAAAUCCUGUGGGGAAACUCACCCAAAACAGGAUGUCUAAAACUGAAAACUGAUUAGCCAAAAAAUAAUGGUACUAACAUUCCUAAUUUUAAAUUUAAAAAAAAAUAAAUAUUGGUUUUAUUUAAUAUAAAGUACAAUUUUUAUUUAAUUGAUGCACUUAGAAUAAAUAAAAAGGAUAGGCUAAAAAAGCACAUUAAAAAACAAUCUUCACUUAUUAGCCUAAUAUUAGGCUACAUUAUUUCAGAAUGUUAUGUUCCUUAUACUUAAAUGCCUGUAUGGCAUAUAAUUAUGAUUGUUAUAAUUUAGAAUAUAAUGUGAUGAUUCAUAAUAUACUAUUUAUUUUUAUCUAUUUAUUUAAACUACUCAAGCAUUGUGCAUUUCAUGAACUUUCCCACAUGAAUUUCUCGGCCAAAUGUUUCCUCCAUUACAAUGAAUGUUUCUGCAGUUAUGCAUCCCACAUAGACCAAGAUCUGUUGUUCAGAGUUAGACUAUAGACUAUGUUAUACUUUAGAGACUUGAAGAAACUGAAAUAUCUUUUGAAAAUUAAAGGAAAGGUGGUACAAUAAUCUUAGUGGCAUAGAUAGGGUUAGUGUCACCCAGGGUUAGGGUUAGUAUCACCCAGGGUGUGCCAGUCUUUUCGCCGCUCCCACCCACAAAAAAACUCUUCAGUUGGCAGAAAAUGCCACACCUCUUUGUAUAGAAAAAAGUGCCUCUGAAGCAGACCACCCCCUCCGCACCCCACUUCCUAAGUCAGUGAAGUAAUCUAUAAGUAAUUUAAAAUGUACAAUUUAUGUCUUCUAACUCAUAAUGUCACUGGCCAGGUAACAGAUGUGGAGAUAUCAAUGUUAGGUUUAAUAACUUAUCUGUAAUUUAAAUGCCAUUUCUGGACUGAAUUACCCUGUCCCAUCCAUCCAUUCAAUACUGAUUACCAUAAAUAACUUUGUACAAUAUAUCCAAUAUACCUCUAGUAGAAACAUUACAUUCUUGUAAAAGAUGCCUCUGAAGUCUUGCAAUAAUUAGUGCAGAUUAAAGUUUGAUAUGCUUACACACUAACACUCAGUUGAUGUAAAAUUAGGAAUUAAAAUAUGCUAAACUGAUUCUGGUGCUAUGAAUAUUAAUCAGUAAGCUAAGUACUACAGCAGUUGUAUUGUGUUUCUUCUCAUUAGAAACCACUGAAUAAAAAUAUAAAUGGCUUCAGCUAACAUUAUCAUACAUAAUUAUUAUGCAUGAGAUAAUUCAUAAUAAUGGUCCAUGUAAAAGUCAACUUAAAACUAGUUUUAAAAGCCCAUGUUUUAGAGCGCUAAAUGUUGGAUGUUUUCUCCCAGGUUCUGGUUCCAAAUCUGAGUACUUUUUAAUUGAUGUAAAAGGGGGAUAAAUGUGAUUUCAAGUUCAAGUGGAUAUUAAAUUGAAUUAAAUGAACAAACCAAAUGAUGACCCCAUUUCAAUGUGUCAAUCAUUCGCCAUCCCAUUAACUAAACAAACUGGUCUUGAUGAGAUGACAUGAAAUAGCCCUUCAACUCAUUAACAACAUAUUAAUUACUGUUACAGCCACAAAGAUUGUUAUUUUAAGUUUAUAAGUAUCUGAUAAAACUUUUUAAAUAGUGCUAACAAACGUAUUUAUUUAUCAAGGUUGAUUAUUUAAGAGUUGAUUAUUUUAUAGAUAAACAAAAAUUUUGUUAACCAGCAUGUUAAAUAGCAUGUGCAGGUAUGUAUAUUUGUUGAUUCACAUUGAUUAACAAUGAAAUCUGAAUGCAUAUUUAAAUCUUUCAGCAAUUCAACGCAGCUGCAGAAGAGGUAAAAAAAUUGACAAAAGACCCCAGUGAUGAAGAGAAGCUAACACUUUAUGGUUUAUUUAAACAAGUAACAGUUGGUGACUGCAAUACCGGUGAGUGAUGUUUGUUCUCUUUAUUGAAAUAAGUAAAAUUAUUUCAACUGAGCUUCAUUUGUUUUUUUUUCAGUUCAGCACUAAAUGAAAGACCAGGACGUCUUAACAAUUUUUACUUGCCUCGUUAUCUUGUAUUUGAAAUAGAUGAUUUGAGGAUCACUUUGAUAUAUUUAAAUACUUAAAAUAAAUAAAAAAUGACAGAAAGAAUAUUUUUCUAUUAUUACAAGACAUUUUUUGCAUUUGCGUUUGAGAUUAAGGACAAAGGUUUCAUCAAAUAACUUUUAAGGAUGAAAAGCUAUAAACUUUAAAAAAUUAAGGGAUGUGAGGAAAUCAGUUACAGUUACAAAGACUGUGAACACAAGUGCAAACCCAACAAGAACUUAUCAGUACAUCAUCACCAAUUCUAGUCAGUUUAUCUGAAAUCAAAAUUUAUAUUUUAAAAUUUUUGGACCAUGUUAAAAGUAUACCAACUUGUCUUUGUGGUGACUAAAGGAUCAUGCUUCCUCUGAGCAUGAAAUAUUUACUUUGCCAUCAUACAAAUUAUGUACAUACAGAUGUACAAAUUUCCUUUUUUUAGAUGAUUAAAUCAUUAACAAUGGACAAUGUCAUCAGAGUUGUCCAGGUUAUCUAUAAAAUUGUUUUAAACAUAAGCACUAAAGUGAUGGAUGCACUUCCCUCUCAUUUUAGAACUUAAAAAAAAAAAGAGAUGUAAGAUUUAAAACAAUAGUAAGUGUCAGUUUCUCAUUGCUUGGAUUCUGCAGGUCGACCAGGUAUGUUUGAUUUGAAAGGAAAGGCAAAGUGGGAUGCAUGGAAUGCAUUGAAAGGUUUGUUAAAAUGAUUUUAUUUGGCAAUUUUCUUAGGGGAGUUAGCUGAAUUAUUAAAUUAAUUUAUCUCAAUAUUAGCAAAAUAUAUUUCACUUUUGAUUUAUUAGACACUUGGCCUUCAUAAUCAAUCUUACAUUAACCCCUUCAUUACCGCUGGGUUUUUUUUUUGGGGCAUCGAUAUUUGCUGACUCAGCAAUAAAAAACACUUAAUUUUUUUGUUUAAAAAUUAAAAAAAAAAAGUUUUCAGUAUUUUCACCCUCUAUUGGAUUUGCUUUUUAACUUGGCUAUAGAUUAACGAAAAAAGAAAAAAAUAUAGCAUUGAAAUAUGACGUUGAUGUGACGUUCUUGGUAUUUUAGAAAAGUUCUUUGCCUCUUUGUUAUGACGACAAUGUAACGUCUUUGGUAAUUGAAAGUGGUGAUCAUGACGUUGCAUCGAUGUCAUCGGUAGAGAAGUGGUUAAGGAUUUUGAAGUGACAAUAUUACUAGGAAUAAGAUUAAUGUUUAAGGAUAGCCAUGUUGUUACGUAGUGACUUGUCAUAUCAUCUAAAUUUAUCCAAUUUGCAGGAAAGUCCAAAGUUGAUGCUCAAAAUGAAUAUGUAAACCAUGUAGAGGAGCUGAAGAACAAAUAUGCAUAGUCGCAUUCUGACAUUUUUAUAGAAUUAUAUAAUUGAAUGGUCAGUAACUUCUUUUUUGUUUGGUUACAAAUUAUAAUUAUAAAUAAUAUUUAGCUGCUGAUAGCAUAGAUACAAGUAAUAUACAUGAAAAAACUUGAUGAUGGAAAGUCUUCACCAUGAGAUGAACAUAAUGUGCAAAGGAGAAAAGAAUGAAAAAUGUAAAAUAAAACAAGAAAAUAUAAAGAUAAAUUAAAAAAAAAUAAUGACCUGCUUCUUUGGGCUUCGAGAAUAAAUGUAUAGAGCUAUGUCUAUUUGCUUUAUAGAUCAGAUAAACUGUAGACAUCACGAUUUUUUGCCUCCCAAACAUUCUAACUGUAUUGCCUUUCAAUUAUCUAUUUUUUAAUAGUAAUAAUAGUCUUCUACAAAUGAAAUAGAGUUACACAGAACUAUUAAUGUUUAGGUUAUUCAGGCAUAUUUUUUUCUACAGGGCCAAGAUGGACAACUUGAAUCCAGGCAAGAGCCAGUUUUUAUUUAAUUGAUUACCCAAAAAUGCUUGCACUUUUACAAAAAUCUAGUUCCCAACAGUUUAUAUGAUUCUAUCCAUCUAUGACAAUCUUCACAUUGGGCAUUUCAAGAUUUCAGACAUUGAAAUAAAUAUUCACAUUAUUCGAACAAGUUUAUUUCUUUCUGUAAUGUUAUUUUAAAAUAAAAUUGUUGUUUGCUUCAUGUUAUUUGAAAUAUCCUCCAUGAUGUAUUCAUUACAAUAUACAAUGUGCUGCAUCGUGCAUGCACUUAAUGACCCAGAAAUCUCCGGUCAUUAUCU